Messenger RNA from Knipowitschia caucasica, 225 nucleotides. Lineage: Eukaryota; Metazoa; Chordata; Actinopteri; Gobiiformes; Gobiidae. The record is from the annotation of a GenBank genome assembly.
AUGUUCCCCGGGUCCGAUGUUCCUCGGGUUUACAUCCGUAUCCUUGACAACGAGUGGAACGUGUACCGUCGCUACACCGAGUUCAGAGAGCUGCACAACCUCCUACGAGCUCAGUUCCCUCAAGUGGACACCUUCAACUUCCCGCCCAAGAAGGCCCUGGGGAACAAGGUCAGUGCAGGGGCCUCUCCACGGGCUGCAGCCGGGGCCCUCCUCCGCACCUCGUAA